AUGAAGUCCGCGGUGAUGAAGGAUUUGCUGAAGAGUGGUCAACUUGGUUUCGGUUGUCUUGAGACAUGGCUGCUGUUGAAACUCACCGAUGGCAACGUUCACAUAGCCGAAGCUUCCAACUACUCGUCAAGCGGAAUGUUUGAUCCCUUCAUUAACGACUACAAUAAAACGAUACUACGAAUUAUUGGCUUCCCUUUGGCGAUUCUACCGCCGUUGGUUGACUCAGCCAGUGAGCGGCCACUCGGUCUCGUUGCCCGACGUCUUUUCUCACGGAAGAUACCAAUACACACGGUGCUUGCCGAUCAACAGUCAGCAUUGUAUGGAACUGGAGGAUGGCGGCCGGGUGACAUUAAGGGCUAUCAUCCCUUUGGUGUUUGGCGUGUGACCAAUUACUCUGUGUGUUGUAGGCGAAUGGAAAAUGACGCACUGAUCGGUGUAGUGCUGAAAUGGGCUACAAAGCAUAGUCUUUUUGCUGAUGUCACACAGACAUCUGCUUUGGCAGCAACGGUUCAGAAUUCAAAUGGAGUUCUUUUUGUUCCGGCUUUCGGCGGGUGUAUCUUAUCUCAUUUUCAAGGUCUUCAAACUCCGAUCAAUGAUGACACCGCUUGCUGUGGUUUUCUAGGUCUUUUUGCUGAUGUCACACAGACAUCUGCUUUGGCAGCAACGGUUCAGAAUUCAAAUGGAGUUCUUUUUGUUCCGGCUUUCGGCGGUCUUCAAACUCCGAUCAAUGAUGACACCGCUUGCUGUGGUUUUCUAGGUAUCCGCCCAGAUACAACAAAAGCUCAUAUGGUGCGAGCGAUUUUGGAGUCGAUCGCCUUUCGAGUUUACCAAAUAUUCGAAACAAUGCGAGUUGAGGUUGAGAUCCUAAGCAAGCCGAGGAUACGGAUCUGUGGUGGUGUAGCGGCAAAUGAUUUUGUAUGUGAAACUAUUGCCACAUUAACCGAUAUCCCAAUUCAACGAAGAAGGACGGUGGUUACGUGGUUUCGUGGAGUUGGCCUUCUUGGCCGGUAUUGUUUCAAGGGUAUGUGGAGUGAAGCGGAUUUGGAGACAAUGGUCGAGGUCGAUCGUUGUUUUAUGCCAUCCGAGGAGGCUUCUGAAAGCCUCCGACAGUCUUACCGACUAUGGCUGAAGGCAGUUCAGCGUUGUUCCAAGUUCUAUGACUCUUAG
Ostertagia ostertagi is the source of this 1167-nucleotide messenger RNA. Lineage: Eukaryota; Metazoa; Nematoda; Chromadorea; Rhabditida; Trichostrongylidae. The record is from the annotation of a GenBank genome assembly.